CUCUACCAAGUGAAAGAGAAUGUUUGUUUUGGUUGAGAUGAAAGAUACUGUGAGGAUUCCUCCUUGGCUUUUUCACAUAAACUUCAAUGAUGCGGUAGUAGAAACUCUCAACAAAAAAUUUGCAAACAAGGUUGUCCACAAUGUUGGCUUGUGUGUCACUCUCUGGGAUAUUAUCAAACUAGAUGAAAGCUUUAUAUUCCCUGGGGAUGGUGCUUCACAUACUGUUGUACAUUUCCACUUUGUGGUAUUUAGGCCAUUCGUUGACGAGAUUCUCAUCGGCAAAAUAAAAAGUUGUUGCAAAGAAAGUGUUCAAGUGACAAUGGGUUUCUUUGAUGACAUCACCAUUCCAGCAGAGUCCCUACAACAUCCAUCAAGAUUUGUGGAUAAGGAACAGCUGUGGGCCUGGGAGUAUCAAAUGGAAGAGGAGAAACAUGAUCUGUACAUGGAUAUAGGAGAGGAGGUCAGAUUUCGUGUUUCUGACGAGAUAUUUGUAGAUACAACGCCUUCAAGUCCAGAAAAUGCAGCAGGAGAGGAAAUAGCAGACACAGAAGUCAAGAAGGCACCCUACACUAUUGUGGGAACCAUCAGCGAGCCUGGCUUAGGUCUCCUGUCGUGGUGGAACACAGGGUAGAGAUUACUGAAACAGAGCUGUAGCAGGAAUUUCCAUGAAGAAGCUUCUGAAUAUGGAUUGCUUGAAAUGUGAAAAGAACAUCAAACUUGUUUCAAAACAGAAGAUGCUGAAUCACAGGACGUUGAUACUGUAUAAAAAAUACUGGGCACUUGGACAUCCAGUUAGAUGUUACCGGUACAUAUACUCAACAAGGACAGAUAAAAUUCCUGAAACAACAAAUAAAUCCCUCAGUGAGAGGCUAAAGGACAAGAAAGAUAGAACCUCAGAACUCAAAAAAAAAUACUGGAUUAGAGGUAGAGGUAGAUGUUAUUCAGCUGGAGAUGGAGAGAUGGACAUAUGCAUUAUUGGACUGGACUAAAGAGAGAGGUACACUUCAUUGGACUGGACUAAAGAGAGAGGUACACUUCAUUGGACUGGACUAAAGAGAGAGGUACACUUCAUUGGACUGGACUAGAGAUGGAGGUAGACAUUUUUGUACUGGACUAGAGAGAGGUAGACUUAAUUGGACUGGACUAGUGAUGGAGGUAGACAUUACUGGGCUGGACUAGUGAUGGAGGUAGACAUUACUGGGCUGGACUAGAGAUGGAGGUAGACAUUAUUAAACUGGACUAGAGAUGGAGGUUGACAUUAUUAGACUGGACUAGAGAUGGAGGUUGACAUUAUUAAAUUGGACUAGAGAUGGAGGUAGACAUUAUUAAACUGGACUAGAGAUGGAGGUAGACAUUAUUAAACUGGACUAGAGAUGGAG
This is a messenger RNA of Ylistrum balloti, 1379 nucleotides long. RefSeq names its product DNA-directed RNA polymerase III subunit RPC8-like. Gene Ontology annotation, molecular function: DNA-directed RNA polymerase activity; DNA binding. Bases 20 to 631 code for a protein of 203 amino acids. The record is from RefSeq and is a predicted model, not a curated record. Gene Ontology annotation, biological process: DNA-templated transcription; transcription initiation at RNA polymerase III promoter. The transcript is spliced from 7 exons. NCBI's taxonomy places the organism in Eukaryota, Metazoa, Mollusca, Bivalvia, Pectinida, Pectinidae. Gene Ontology annotation, cellular component: RNA polymerase III complex.